Messenger RNA from Varanus komodoensis (Komodo dragon), 9875 nucleotides. It is a transcript of the gene XPO4, whose product is annotated as exportin 4. The transcript has 23 exons. Bases 1 to 3462 code for a protein of 1153 amino acids. Gene Ontology annotation, cellular component: cytoplasm; nuclear pore. The record is from RefSeq and is a predicted model, not a curated record. NCBI's taxonomy places the organism in Eukaryota, Metazoa, Chordata, Lepidosauria, Squamata, Varanidae. Gene Ontology annotation, biological process: protein export from nucleus. Gene Ontology annotation, molecular function: nuclear export signal receptor activity.
AUGAUGGCGGCGGCCGUGGCGGCGGGGGGAGCCCCCGAGGUGAUCGCCCAGCUGGAGAACGCAGCCAAAGUGCUGAUGGCACCACCUUCCAUGGUCAAUAAUGAACAGCGUCAGCAUGCUGAGCACAUAUUCUUAUCAUUUAGGAAAUCAAAAUCUCCAUUUGCUGUUUGCAAGCAUAUUUUAGAAACUAGUAAAGUGGACUAUGUCCUUUUCCAAGCCGCCACAGCGAUAAUGGAAGCAGUUGUACGAGAAUGGAUUCUGUUGGAAAAAAGUAGCAUUGAGUCACUACGAACAUUCCUUUUAACAUAUGUCUUACAAAGGCCAAACCUCCAGAAGUAUGUGCGAGAGCAGAUAUUAUUAGCGGUAGCAGUAAUAGUGAAACGGGGGUCCUUAGACAAAUCAAUUGAAUGCAAGAGCAUUUUUCAUGAAGUCAGCCAGUUGAUAAGCAGCGGUAACCCCACUGUGCAAACACUGGCUUGUUCCAUUUUAACGGCAUUGCUGAGUGAAUUCUCAAGUUCAAAUAAAACCAGUAAUAUUGGACUAAGCAUGGAAUUCCACGGUAACUGCAAACGAAUAUUUCAGGAGGAUGACCUCCGCCAGAUCUUCAUGCUUACAAUAGAGGUACUACAGGAAUUCAGCCGGCGAGAAAACCUUAAUGCUCAAAUGUCUUCUGUCUUUCAACGUUACCUUGCACUAGCCAAUCAGGUCUUAAGCUGGAAUUUUCUUCCUCCAAAUUUAGGCAGACAUUAUAUAGCUAUGUUUGAAUCCUCACAAAAUGUGAUGCUAAAGCCAACAGAGUCCUGGCGCGAGACCCUCCUGGACAGCAGAGUCAUGGAGCUUUUCUUUACAGUGCAUCGAAAAAUUAGAGAAGACACAGAUAUGGCACAAGACUCACUACAGUGCCUAGCCCAGCUAGCUUCUCUCCAUGGGCCAGUGUUUCCAGAUGAAAGUUCUCAAGUCGAUUACUUAGCCCACUUCAUUGAGGGAUUGCUCAACACUAUCAAUGGAAUUGAAAUAGAGGACUCAGAAGCAGUGGGGAUAUCCAGUAUAAUCAGCAACUUGAUCACUGUAUUUCCUCGCAAUAUAUUAACAGCCAUUCCAAAUGAACUUUUUUCUUCAUUUGUUAACUGCCUCACGCACCUCACUUGCUCUUUUGGAAGAAGUGCUGCCUUGGAAGAAGUGCUGGACAAAGAUGACAUGGUAUACAUGGAGGCGUAUGAUAAGCUUCUGGAAUCCUGGCUUACUUUGGUGCAAGAUGAUAAACAUUUCCAUAAAGGCUUCUUUACCCAACAUGCUGUUCAGGUUUUUAAUUCAUACAUCCAGUGCCACUUAGCUGCACCUGAUGGUACAAGGAAUUUGACUGCCAAUGGUGUGGCCUCCAGAGAGGAGGAGGAAAUAAGUGAACUUCAAGAGGAUGACAGAGAACAGUUUUCUGACCAGCUGGCCAGUGUAGGCAUGCUAGGAAGAAUUGCUGCCGAACACUGUAUACCUCUCCUUACAAGUUUAUUAGAAGACAGAGUGACAAGGCUUCAUGGCCAGUUGCAAAGGCACCAGCAGUUAAUUAGCUCACCUGGUUCAUGCUCCAUUGACAAUAAAGUGCUUGAUGACCUGUAUGAGGAUAUUCAUUGGCUUAUUCUAGUCACAGGCUACCUCUUAGCUAAUGAUACUCAGGGAGAGACUCCGCUAAUACCUCCAGAAAUAAUGGAGUAUUCCAUUAAGCAUUCAACUGAGGUUGACAUCAAUACAACGCUUCAAAUUCUUGGAUCUCCAGGAGAAAAGGCCUCUUCCAUUCCAGGGUACAACAGAACCGAUUCUGUUAUUAGGUUAUUGUCUUCUGUUCUAAGAGUUUCGGAAGUGGAGUCUCGAGCAAUAAGAGCAGAUCUAACACACCUUCUGAGCCCACAAAUGGGAAAAGAUAUUGUAUGGUUCCUUAAGCGGUGGGCAAAAACCUAUCUCCUAGUUGAUGAAAAAUUGUAUGACCAGAUAAGCUUGCCAUUCAACACGGCGUUUGGUGCUGAUACAGAGGGUGCCCAGUGGAUUGUGGGCUACCUCUUAGAAAAAGUAAUCAGCAACCUUGCAGUGUGGAGCUCUGAGCAGGAUCUGGCAAAUGACACCGUUCAGUUGCUAGUAACACUAGUAGAAAGGAGGGAAAGGGCCAAUUUGGUAAUUCACUGUGAAAACUGGUGGAACUUAGCAAAGCAGUUUGCCAGGCGGAAUCCACCACUUCACUUUUUGUCCAGUUCUGUGCAGCGAACAUUAAUGAAAGCCUUAGUUCUCGGGGGUUUUGCUCACAUGGACUCAGAUACCAAACAGCAGUAUUGGACAGAAGUUCUUCAGCCACUUCAGCAGCGAUUCUUGAAUGUGAUCAACCAGGAAAACUUCCAACAGAUCUGCCAAGAGGAGGAGGUGAAACAAGAAAUCACGGCCACCUUAGAGGCACUUUGUGGCAUUGCUGAGGCUACCCAGAUAGACAAUGUAGCAAUUCUCUUUAAUUUUUUAAUGGACUUCCUCACCAAUUGCAUUGGACUAAUGGAGGUAUACAAAAAUACACCAGAGACUGUUAACCUCAUCAUAGAAGUUUUUGUUGAAGUUGCACAUAAGCAGAUAUGCUAUCUUGGAGAGUCUAAAGCCAUGAAUUUGUAUGAAGCUUGUCUGACCCUACUUCAAGUGUAUUCCAAGAAUAAUUUAGGUAGACAACGAAUAGAUGUUACAGCAGAAGAAGACCAAUAUCAGGAUCUUCUUCUUAUCAUGGAGCUUCUUACUAACCUACUUUCAAAAGAAUUUAUAGAUUUCAGUGAUACAGAUGAAGUAUUUAGGGGGCAUGAACCCGGGCAAGCCACAAACAGAUCUGUGUCAGCAGCAGAUGUUGUCUUAUAUGGGGUGAAUUUAAUUCUACCUUUAAUGUCCCAGGAUUUGCUAAAAUUUCCAUCACUAUGUAAUCAAUACUACAAACUUAUAACAUUUAUUUGUGAAAUAUUUCCUGAGAAAAUCCCGCAACUUCCAGACGAUUUAUUUAAAAGCCUUAUGUAUUCAUUAGAAUUAGGGAUGACAUCAAUGAGUUCAGAUGUUUGCCAGCUCUGCUUAGAAGCUCUGACACCAUUAGCAGAGCAGUGUGCAAAAGCACAAGAGACAGACUCAUCUCUCUUUUUAGCAACAAGGCACUUUCUUAAGAUGGUUUUUGAUAUGCUGGUACUGCAAAAGCACAAUACAGAGAUGACAGCUGCAGCAGGUGAAGCAUUUUACACAUUAGUAUGUUUGCACCAGGCUGAAUAUUCUGAAUUAGUUGAAACAUUAUUAUCAAGUCAACAAGAUCCAAUAAUUUACCAGCGGUUAGCAGAUGCCUUCAACAAGCUUACUGCAAGUAGCACUCCGCCUACGCUGGACCGUAAGCAGAAGAUGGCCUUCCUCAAAAGUUUAGAAGACUUUAUGUCGAAUGUCGGUGGUCUCCUCUGUGUAAAAUAAACUCCAGAACUAUAUGCCUAACUUAGACCCUUUCUGCAAAAUGCACUGAAAAACGCUGAAAGCUGACUUAAUCUUAAUGCCUGUUUCUGGGUUUUUCUCAGCCAUCUAAGUUUUUAGAGAGCCUGGAAGUUUUGAUAUAGUGCAGUGGAAUAGGAGAUGUCAACUCUAAAAUCAGCUUCUGCUAAUAUGUGUUAGCCACAGUCUGUCAUACCUUUUUAUGUUGUACAGAAUAAACGGAAAAACUGAAAUUUUAAAAAGAAUUCCACAAGUGCAUAUAGAUAUGGGCACAAUAAAAACAAGAACCAGUGCCUUUUCCCAAAUGGCCUCAAAUAAUGACAAUUCAAGCUCCUAAAAUUUUUUUGUUGUUGUUGCUAUAAACCCUUUUAGUGUGUGAUAUAGACACAUACAGAACUGUAAAACAAUUCUAAGCUUUAUUUUUCCUCUCUGAAAACUGUGUGUGUAAUCCAUGAAGAAGAAAAAGAAGACGACCACCAAAUAAUAUUUUUAACUUAGUAUUUUGUUUUGUUUUGUUUUUUUACAUCAACCUGGUGUUGCAUGUUUGUGUAAUACAAGUUUCUACAUUAUACGCUGCUUCCCUAAAGUUCAGAAAGAAGAAAGGUGUAUAUUUUUGUUUCCCCUCAAAUGAACUUUAGGAACUGUAGCCAUUUCAUUGCCUUAAUUUAAAGCAAAUUUAAAGAGAAAGCUGAUAUAAGUUAGGAGAAAAAUCUAAGGCAAGCUUUGGGUCUUCAGAAGUGGUUUAGAACAUUGGCAUUAAGCUGCUGUGUAUCUGUUUGCAGCCUUCUUGUGUUGAGAAUAUUAUGUCAGUGUGAGUGUAAAGAGGAGUUGAUGUGUAAUUUUACUUUCAGUAUCUCUUGAUUCACACCCAGCUCAUGCACAACUACAGUGUAUUUCUAGACUGAACUGUUUGCUGAAGCAAUAAUGUUUCAAAAGGUGUAAAUUAUUGAUUUCUACAACCUGUUUUUUAAUAUUGGGGCAUUAGAUUCAAUGGCUAGUCUACCUGAAUUUCAGCCUCUUCUAGCCAGGAGCCAUGUAUGUUUGAUUUCAAGAUUCAGAAUACCAAACUGUGAUCUGAUGUCCUGCCAUCACCAUCAGAUCUACGGUGCUGUCUUCUGCUGCUCUGGUCCCAUUUGUUCAGUGUGUUGGCACUUUAAAGAUUUAAAAUUACCUUUAUGGUUUUCAUCUGACACCCACCAAAUAGGAGGCUGCCAUGGGAACAAAGUGUCAGGAACUCAAGAAUAUAGAAGCAGGGAAUUUACUAAUAGUUACAAGCCAAACUAAACCAACACAGAUGCAUAUGCUGCUGACUUAAAAUGAGUAAUUUUUGAUGAAGGAAGGGGAUACUUGUCUCCAAGGCCUUAUAUUUCAUACUCUGCAAGAUGUUUGCUACUGGAUAUUUCCAAGUAGUUGUUUUUACAGUUUGUAUGGAGAUGUGUAAAAACACUCACCUCUUCAUAGCCUAAUGUUUGCAAUUCUAUGCCAUCAUUGAGCUUUUCAUUUCAAAAUUAAAUCACUCUACCUAGAAUUAUAUAUGUUUGAAAAAUGAAGCGUUGUGGAGUGUUAUAAGGGUCCAAAACAUAACUUCUUUAAUUCCUUCUUGGCAAACCAUGAAUUCAGAAAUCAAAACCUCCAAUUAUUAUCUCCACAAGCAUUGAAAAUGAGCAAGUUGGCAAGAUUCCUUUUAUAAAGUGGAAAACAUCUGCAAGCAAUAGUGAAUCUUGGUCAAGGAACCUACCUUUCUGGCUGGCUUGGAGAAGAUUCUGCCAAACACUGCUGCUGUACAAGCUCCAUUUGUUUCAGGUGGUUAUGUUCUGGUUUCUAUGCAGGUCAGUGCAAAAUAAAUGGAACUUGUCUGCAACAUUACUUGGUGGAUUGCUUCUAAAAUUAAGAGUUGUCAAGGAUUAUUUGUAAUCUUAAACUUCCUCAUUCUAAAUGUAUAUUAUAUUAAAGGGAAACUGUCCAGUACAUUUUUACCUAACCUUUUGUAACUGUUAGUAAUGUCUAAGAAGGCUAUCUUUCCUGUUUUUGUAUUUUUUAAAACUAUGAACAACAUUCUAUCUCUUUCCCCCAUCCAGCAUGUUUCCAGAUGUCACAUUAUGUAUCUCCCCUUUUCUGAUUGUAGACAUUGAAACAAUUUCUGAGAUAUUGCAGUAGCUCUGGAAACAUAUUUUGGUGCAUAUGCACCUUCACCACACUGCUCUUUAAAGCUUUUUAUUGCUCGACUAUGUCCAUGUCUUAAAAAUAAUAAUUCGGAUACUUGUACUUCUGUUAGUGGGGGCACAAACAAAGCCCAUGAAAAUCAAUAAAAAUACAAUGCAUUUAGUUGGCUGUUACUUUAAGCCAUGUGAUAUUUUUGAGAAGUCGGUACAUUGAUGUAACAGCAGUAUUCGGCACACAGUGAAAAUUACACUGAAGACAAACACUUGUUUAAAAAAUUGAUCUUUUGUACAAGCCACACUUGUAUUAAUUCUAGUAUGCUUAUCAAAUGUGGUUCUUUGAUACAGUAAAUAACUUCCAUGGAGUGUCUGUUCUAAUGAUAAGUCCACAAUUCUUGCUCAGAAUUACAGUUUAGGCUUUUCAAAACAGGCAUUAAUUUUGGGGAUAACUUUUUAAACUGUUGUGAUUCCACUCCACUAAUGGCUAAAUAUUUCAAGGCAUACACAAGCACAAGAAAAUUAACUUUGAUUUCAUCAUGGGAGUCAAUUGAUAUGUUCUUAAUCAAAAAGGACUUCAAUCUUCAGGAUUGAAAAGAAUCUGUUUUUGCAGAAGAAGAUCAGGAAUUUUAAUUGGAGCUUCUCUCUGGUUCAUGCAGAAUACUUGGAGGAUUAUGGGCAUCCAAUGGAGGAUUGAUGGAAUAUAGAGGUGACAAUUACUUUGGCAUUCCUGUCACCUCCCAAAACACUUCAGUGGUCAUUUUCAACCAUCUAAGAAUUUUACAUUGGUUUAUGAGAGGAACCAGAGGCACUACCAGGAUUCUUCAUGGGGCUGUAGUGUCUUGUUACUCCCUGCCCCCUAGUAUUCCCCUCCAAAUGUUAGUUUAGGGGGUCAGCCUUGCAAUCCCCAGGCUUCUGCCAGUGUGGAAAGAAUUUCAUUAUCAGCAAGGGCAGAGGGAAGGCACUUUGAAUUCAGGCUCUCAGUUCUGACUUCCAAGUGCUUCUCUAAGGCUGGAGCUGAGACUGUAGACAGCAUCAAGGGGCAAAGAACUGCACCCUGAGAAAAACACUAAAGUAUAGAUGAAUAUUUAAUAGCUUAUUUCAAAGCAAACAAUUUGAAACUUCAUUUGAAAUUCAGUUGAAAAUUGUUAAAGACAUACCUCCUAUCAACUAAUGAACUGAAAUUCUUAAAAUAUUUUGGUUAAUAUACCAUAGAGUUUUUAAAGAUCCAAAAUUAAAAUAAUAGCAUUUUUGCCCUUCCUGAAUUUUAGUUAAGAAAAGAUUAAUCUUCCUACAUAUACCACACCAGAGAUAAUGCUUGUCUAACUUAAAUUCAAAAAGCCAAUUAUGACAUCUACUAUUUGCCAGCUAAUUGAUUACAGUGGGAACUGAAUGAGAUCCCUGAGAAUACCACAUAACUAUACAGCAAAGUAUUUAGCAGGUCUAAAUAUUGUUCAUUAAUAAUCUACAUUGGACCAUUAGUCUCAUGAUACUAAUGUUGGCUAUAAUUGUACUUCAGGUUCACCGAUAGGGAAAAAGCAAAGAUAGUAUUUAUUUUGGGAUAAUUUGCAUUAUGUCAGAAAUUGAUCAUGUGUAAAAAAAAAAAAAAAACCUCACAGUAAAAGUAAAGUAAACCAUCUGGAAAUUAUUGACAACUCAGCAUUUUCCUUCUUGCUUCCUGAAUGGGGAAAGUCUGCAUUUUGUCAAGUUGGCCAGUUAAUUUGUGUGGUCAUCUCUGUAACUGGAGAGUUGCUAAAGUACUUAUUUUAAGAUUUGUCUUCUAAAUCCUGUUCUUUUUGAAUUCUCCCAAUAUGCAGAAUUUUGCAAAUAUGCAAAAUCACUUUAUGAAGCAAAACAUGAUUUCAUGCCACUUUCUUGAAGGUCUUGAAUAAUCAGAUAACCUCACUGAGGAUACAAUUCUAAACCCAUUUACUUACCUUGGAAUAAGCCCCAUUAAAUUCAGUAGGCCUUUCUUUUGAGUAGGCAUGCAUAUGAUUGCGCUGUAAAUGCCAUAAUUGUCUACAUAAUAAAAAAGCUAUUAUAGAACCUGAGAAUCUUUCAGGUCUCAGCUGAAAGAACAGCAAUAAAAAUAGAGCAGUACUGCUGACUGCAACAGAGAUCCUGGUUCCAACAGAUGGACAAAUCCAUAAUAGACAAGAAUAGGAAGCUAUGGCUGUGUACUAGACAAGGCAGAAUACUGGGAAUGAUUUACGAUUAAAGGUCUUUUGUAUUUUGUCUGGGAGCUAACCUCACUUGCUCAAAAUCCCGAAAAAUGGUUUUCCAGUUGUUUCUGUCUGAGAUAAUUACCUGAAGCCAAUUUUGCAAUUAUCCAGCUUUCUGCAUCUGUGGUGUUGCUAGAAUGCAAGUAGAACCUGGAUCCAUUUGCUCUUGGUAAUACAAUAAAAAGAGCAUUAUGUAUCUGGAGUGGAGACAGCUAGAAUGCAGUUAACAUUGCAAGACACAUUUACCUUCCUACCAUCUCAGAUACAAUGUUGAUCUGCUGCAUCAUAAAAGGCAGUUUUAAGAGCUAGAAAAGUUACCUUCAGCAACAGAUUAUUAGAAAUCAAAUAUUAUUGGCUUUUCCUUCUGCUAAUUUGGGUCCAACUUACAUUUGGCUAAAAGGUGUGUGUCAGAAAUGUUAGAUUGUUUUCAGAGUUGGACAUCAUGAACCAGAAACCCUUGAGUCAAGCAAUCACUCCUCUUUCCGUUCUGCUUAUUCUGCUAUUUCUUCCUUAACACCUUGAAUGUAUCUUUUGUCUUUUUAGUUUAAGAAUUAUUACUGAUGAUCUAGAACAAGAGUCAAUUCUGUCUUCAGCUUCUGAGAGCAGCUGAAAAGUUUUAAAGCAGCAGUUUGUCCAAAAUAUUAUUUUGUGUUAUAUUAACAGUGAAGUCUGGAAUAAACUUGAAUAAUUAGGGAGUGGGGAAGUGCAAAGCCUUCAUGCUUAUUUCGUGGAGGCUGAUAUAUUUUUGUUGUCAUGUACUAGGAGCCUCAGGUUCUUAAUUUGCUGUUUUAUUUUUGUUUUAAGAAAUCUGGGACACCUGAAACAGCUCAGACAACAACAUAAAAUCCUAAACUAAAAGCAUAACACAGGUGGUUAAGCCAAAAUUGGAGGGAAAGAGGAAAUUUCAUUCAACUUUAAUUCAGAUUUUAAUCCUCACUGGAUAUUGAAGCAUCAGAACUUUAAUUUAAUGAUGGUGUUUUUUUAGAAAGCAGUAUAGUAGAACUUGCCCAUAAAAAUAGUACCGUGAUAUUGGUGCUUCAAUGUAUAGAUCAGUAUUUUGGUUGAACCUUUUUUUCUCUUUGCUGGAUGACUGAUCAAAUGUUCUAUUGAGAAAGUGUUUUAAAGUAUGUAUUUCAACUGUUUCCUUGCUACACCUAAUGCUUGCAUCUACACAAAUAUUUGUCUCCGAGCUUCUGUUUUCAAUUCCAAAAUGCAUUGCAUUGCUUUUUACCAAAAAGUAAGAGUAUACAGCAGGCUUACAUGGCUUGUAUCUGUACUGUAGAAGGGGCUGGUUACUACAAACAAGGCUACAGUAUAAAGAUUUUUAUGUAUCUGAUUCUUUCAGUAAUCCUGCUAGAGAGUUGCAUUGCAAGUCAAAAUCACCCCUUCAAAAUUAGCUGGGGUGGGGCUCUCCAGUGCUCACUGGAUAUGCUAGUCAUGCCUGCUCUAUUUUAGGUAUUGUUGUGUCUACUGUUCCUUCUUUUUAUGUGUUUUAUUACUUUCAAGAAGCAUUUUGCUACUUUUGAAUUAUUGCUGUAUUUACCAGAAACUACUUAGGAAGAUCUCUUCUCACAAGAUCAGCACUACUGCAGUUGAACGCUUAUGCUCUUCUACCAUCUUUAUGAAAGACUGUUCUGUUGAAGUACUCUUGGACUGCCUUCAGGCUUUUAUGCACUUUUGUGACUUUACAGCUGUUAAAAAUGAAUUAUCUUGCAACUAUUUUGAUAAAACGCAUAUGUAUUAAAAAAAAAAACCAAACAAAACCUAACUGCCUCAGGAAAGCAAGUUACAAUAGAUACCUGUCUCUUAUUUUAACUGAAAUAUGUUCAUCUAUGUUUCUUUUUAAGAUAGCCAGAUCCUGUUUAGAAGCCAUGAUGGGGGAUGGGGGAGAUGUUAACAGAGGUCUAGUUCAACUUGAAAAAGAGCAAAAUUAAUUUUAAAAUUACUCCCACCUACCCACCCUUUAUGUUAAAUUCUAUAUUUGGUUCCAUAUAUUAAAACAUUACUAGGAAUGAAAGGA